This is a messenger RNA of Bacillus rossius redtenbacheri, 4387 nucleotides long. RefSeq names its product E3 ubiquitin-protein ligase RNF19A-like. Lineage: Eukaryota; Metazoa; Arthropoda; Insecta; Phasmatodea; Bacillidae. Gene Ontology annotation, cellular component: ubiquitin ligase complex; cytoplasm. The record is from RefSeq and is a predicted model, not a curated record. The transcript has 14 exons. The coding region runs from base 489 to 2801 and encodes 770 amino acids. Gene Ontology annotation, biological process: protein polyubiquitination; positive regulation of proteasomal ubiquitin-dependent protein catabolic process; ubiquitin-dependent protein catabolic process. Gene Ontology annotation, molecular function: ubiquitin protein ligase activity; zinc ion binding; ubiquitin conjugating enzyme binding.
UAAUACAAUUUGGUUUACGUGUAGUUAGAGAUAUUUUCUUUAAAGCUUCGUUGUGACUUUGGAAAUAAUCCAUUGUGAUGUUAUUAAUGAAAAUGUGUUUGAUAAUAAAUUGUUUCUCUAUUGUGAAAGCUAUUCGCUGGGGUAGUGGAAAUUUUAUAAGUUCCUGAAUGUGCGAAGAAAACUUGUUGGUCUAUGCUGGAAUGUUUGUUUGAUAUCUAUCUAAACAAACGUGAUUCAACGCAAGAUUUGAUUUGCAGUUGCAUCGGUUAACUGAUUCUGUGUUUAGGGUAUAUAUUUUUUAGUUUUUAUUAUAAUGGUUAUUGAAGAAGUGUAAGUGUAUAAGUUUUGGAUUGUGACAUUUAUGGACGAUUUAAGUGGAUUACUUAAAAGGACUCUGGCUGGUAGCUGACCCGCGCACGCCAUCGUGAGCGAUCGCCGGAGCUGAGGCGGCCCGCCGGCAUGGGGCCCCACUGACCGACCCCGGCGCCAUGUCGAGCCGGACGCGCAGGCCCCACGAUGGGGACAGCCACUCGGCGUGCGCCACGCCGGCCAGCCAGCGCAAGAGGGGGCUGGCGCGCUUCUCGCUGCGCAGGCUGCUGCACGCCAGCCCGCUGGUGGCGCGUCGCGCGGCCCGCGGCGCGCCGCCCCCCGCCAAGAGCCCCGCCCCCGCCGCCCCCGCCGCCCCCGCCGCCCCAGGCCCGAGUGACGGCCGAGGCGGCGCCGGCGGGGGGCCGUCCAGGGACCUGGAGCACGGCGACGCCCCUCGCCCGACCGGGGGCCUCGCCGCGGCCGCCACCCCGCCUCCGGAGGACCUGCCCCGCGCCGCCAGCAAGGCGUCCGUGUUCGCCGCCAACGCCGGCAAGAGCGGGGAGGAAGGCCUGGCGGAGUGCCCCCUCUGCCUGCUGGAGCUGCCGCUCGAGUGCUUCCCGGAGCUGUCGACGUGCGGCCACUGCUCCUGCUACGACUGCUUCCAACAGUACCUGCGCAUCGAGAUCUCCGAGUCUCGGGUCGGCAUCACCUGCCCGGAGUGUUCUGAACUCAUGCAUCCCAAUGACAUCCGUAUGAUCCUCAAUGAUAAGACUCACUACGAGAAGUAUGAAGACUUCAUGGUGCGUCGAGUUCUAGCUGUCGAUCCUGACACCCGCUGGUGCCCAGCACCUGACUGCAGUUUUGCUGUGAUAGCAGCUGGAUGUGCCAGCUGCCCCAAGAUUAAGUGCGAGCGGCCAGGUUGCGACUCGUACUUCUGCUACCAUUGCAAAGCAGAAUGGCAUCCCAACCAGACGUGUGAUGCAGCCCGCGCUCAACGCUCCCCCAACAUUCGCUCAUCAUCGAUCAGCUUCAGCCAAGACUCACAGCAUCGUGACGACAUAAAGCCGUGCCCACGCUGCCAAGUGUUGAUAGUGAAGAUGGACGAUGGCUCCUGUAACCACAUGACGUGUGCGGUCUGUGGUGCAGAAUUCUGCUGGCUGUGCAUGAAGGAGAUCAGCGAUCUGCAUUACCUCAGUCCAUCGGGAUGUACAUUCUGGGGAAAGAAGCCAUGGUCUCGUAAGAAGAAGAUCCUAUGGCAGCUUGGGACGCUGGUUGGUGCGCCAGUUGGUAUUGGCCUAGUGGCAGGCAUAGCUGUUCCUGCUAUGAUCAUUGGUAUUCCUGUUUGGGUUGGGAGGAAAUUGUACUCUCGCUACGAAUUUGCCAACAAGCACAAACGAAACUUAGCCAUUGCGGGUGGAGUCACAGCUUCUGUGUUAGUCUCUCCAGUGCUAGCGGGUCUUGCAGUUGGCAUAGGAGUACCGAUCCUUCUCUUCUACGUUUACGGAGUGGUUCCAGUAUCCUUAUGUCGUUCCGGUGGCUGUGGGGUGUCCACAUCUGGUGCUGGAGUGCGUUUUGAAUUUGACGAUGAGAACGACUUGCUGGGAGUCCUGGGCGCUAGAAAUACUGAUGCAGUGUCCAUGGAUGCAGUGAGCCACCGAGGUGCCAACCCUUCCAUAGGGGAGGUGUCUCUGUCGCUGGGUAGUGGGAGCCAGUUGGAGCGUCUCGGCCGCGAGAACGACCGGGAGUCGGCCAGUAACGUCGCCCUGGCCGGGGCAAGCAUUGCUGGCAGUAUCACGUCCAGCGUGGUGCCUGGCGGACAGAGGCUGGAGGUGCAGGCGGACGUGGCCUCCACCCAGCGCUUCAGCAUGAGCAGCGAGACAGCCAGCGCUGCCACCAGCCUCUCCGAGAAGUCGGUCUCAGUGUCCAUGGCGGACGACGGGGCGGCCUCCACCCGGGCUCUCGCCGGCUCCGUGCUCAACUUCAAGGUGGACUCGAGCGCCGAGGUGCAUGCGGACGACGAGGCCGCCGGCCCGGCCUCGCUCAGCUCGCUGGAGGAGCUGUCCUCGGGGCACGCGAGGCGGGGUCGCCGCCGCCCGCCGCUGGACAGACAGGCCAGCGAGAGCAGCAGCUGGACCACGGGAGGCGAGGACGGGGGCUCGGAGAGAGUGAGGUUCGACGACCACGUGAGCUUCAUCGAGACGUGCAGCGGGCGCUGGCGAGGCCAGUCGCCGUGCGGGGAGAACCUGUCGGGCGACGACGACGCAGCAGACGACCGGAGCCGGUCCAGCUCGUCGUCGCUGCGCAGCGUGUUCUUCCACUCGUCGUCGGUGGACGGCAAGAGGCUGGCCAAGCACCGCAAGCCCGGCGAGGGCGCCGGCACCUCCGCGGACGGGGAGCCCCAGAGCUCGGCUCGACAGACGCCCACGCUGCCCGUCAUACCGGAGCCCUCCGGCGACCAAACCAGGAUCCAGAUACCUUGCGAACACGUGUAGUCUUGCUUGUGCGUGUGUCAGCUCUUACUCUAAAUCAGCAGUCUCAUUUUCUCAUGUUGAGUUUUACACAGCAGCGUAAAUUUUUGUUCAUGAAUGUCUGUUAAAAAAAUUUCAAACUCAAAUUGCAACAAAAUUUGUAUUUGUUUUGUUAUAAUUUAUAUGUUGUGAGUAGUUUUAAAAUGAUACAUUCAAAAAUUUUCCUAAGAGUAUUGAUUUAAUUUUUUUAAUGAAUGAAAUUUUUUUAGUUUAUUAAAUGUGUUUGUUACACUUUUGGCUAUGUUUAUGUCUUGGUUUAGUUUUGGUUUAUGAAAUGGUAUUUAUUGGAAAUGUGUAAAAUGGUUCUGAAAUCUAAAAAAAUUGUUUUAAUAUUUAGGUUUUUUUUUAUAUAUAAAAAGUUUGGUGAUGCAACUUUGGUGAUAUACUAAACUAGCUGCAGGUGACAAUAAGUUUUAAUGCAACAUGGUUGAUUUUUUAAAAGACUUUUGAUACAAGACUGAAUUAUGCUUCAGUGUGUCAGCAUCGUCAAUAUAUUAAGUGUGUAGUUCAUCAUUUUGGGAAACUACAUUUAAUUUUGUUCCUAUCUUUAAUUGGAUGCUUGUGGAAAGUAAAUAUUCGGGAGAUAGCUUCUGUUUUUGUGGGAAAAAUCUGACUGAAUUUUUUUAUUACUACAUAUCACUUGAAUCAUUGUUCAAGUAGGCAAGAUAUUAGCUUCUUUGUGCUUGAUGUGCCAAAAACCAUGAUGAAAUAAGUAUGCCGUAAUGAUGUGUAUGUAAAUGUAUGAUAUACAACAGUCACAGUAAAAUAAAAUACAUAAAGUUUUUGCAUGCAUACAGAUUCACACGCCUGUUUGAUGUUCCUUAAAAAUUGUUGGUAGGGAAGUGGCAAUUUCCAUAGUAUUUUCAUAACUUUGAAAACUUUAAAAUAAACCAACAUUAUAAACCAGUUUUUUUUUUUUUACUGUAUAUGUAAUAAAUGCCUUUGAAGGCAAAUCAUUCUGUUGUAUGUUGUUCUCGGAAUUUUAUUUUCUCCCACAAUAUCUUAGGUUUGCUGUUACUUUCAAUAUUAUGCCAGGCAUAAAUUUGUACUAAAUGUGUCUGAUAUUUAAGAAAAUAAUAAUUUUUUUUUAACUAACUUACCUUAUUUUCUUUAUUUGAAUUUAUUAUUUAAAGUCCAGUACAUAAAAAUUUAUCAUGUGUUGUAAGUCAUGGUUAUAAAUGGAUAACACAACUCACACACCCACACUAGUGCAAGUCUCCUCACAGGUGAAAACCUUAGUGAACCAACAUCUGCUUCAAACAGAAAGAUUGAGUGUAUUCUGUGCUUCCUAAAUGUUUUAAAUACAGUACAGUAUUAUAAAGUUGAUUGUAUUUUACAAAAAAAAAUUGUAGUUUUAAGGCACUGGCAAAAUAUGUAAUAAUUAGUUUGUAAAUAUUUGUAUUUUGUUGAAAAAAUUAAUUUUCAAACAGUUUUUUUUAAGCAUAAACAAAAUGUACAAUGCUAAAAAAAAAAAAAAAACUUACUAAAAUACUGUGUUUUUGCUUUUGUGCUGUAUCAGAAAAUUAAAUGUGUUGGGAAUGAUACAAAAA